Messenger RNA from Gryllus bimaculatus (two-spotted cricket), 1627 nucleotides. Lineage: Eukaryota; Metazoa; Arthropoda; Insecta; Orthoptera; Gryllidae. The record is from the annotation of a GenBank genome assembly.
UGGAUAAUACUUCAUUCUUAACAACGGAUGCGCUAUAGCAACGGCCAAGCGGUAGCUGUCAAAGCGGUCCCUUUGAGCUCUCUCUUCGAGCUCUUACGGGGCUCGUGCUACCCAUUGUUCAGUCCAUGAUGUAAGAGACUCUUUCUUUGUGGUUCAGUCGUUCGUUAGCUCGAUCAUCGAUUCACCGUUCAUAAGAUUUCAGCGUUUGUAUGAUUCAUCCUAUAAGCGAAAGAGCACCAAUGAAAUUGUAGAUCGACUCUUCCACCUCAUCGUACUAAAUUGCUAGGAUUGCUGAAAGAGCUCAAUUUGGGUAUAGAACCUUUGAGGGAACCUUGGGAAAAUAAGUGAAGCCUCUCUUUCCUGUGCUGCUUCUCUGUAAAGUUGCCAAAAUGGAGCCCACACCAAAGCAUCAAUGUGUUUGUUCUACUAAGUUUUAAUUGCAAAAUGCGAAAAGUCACUAAAUUAUGGUGUGAAUGUUUUUACACUAUCCACACGUAUCAAAGCUCCGGAUAUGAGCGACCAGGUAGUAUCUGCAGAAAACGCAGAAGAAAAGAUACUUCUGGAGAAUCUCCCGACUGAUGUACUUUUGAUGAUCUUCUUGUAUUGCGAUGAAGUGUCGCUUGGGCGCCUUAGCCAACAAUGUCGGCGAUUUAAUGAAAUAAUUAACGAAGAUUGUAUUUGGGCUGAGAGAAGCAGGAAAGCCAUUGUCACUAACCAAUUAAGCAAGGAAAUGCAAGAAAGGUCAUUUUGUAUCCUGCCUUUGCGUGAAAAAUGUCGGAUAUCAUCGAAUUGGAGAAAAGGACGUUUCAAGGAAAAUAUAUACUUUUCUCAUAAGACGCGGUACAUGCCAUGGCUUGUAAUGAAUCAUGAUCAUCUGUGGCUAAGCAAGGGAAAUACUAUUUUGUGCUAUCAGAGGAAAAGUGAUGGUUUACGUAGUAAUUGUGCAGUACAAAGAUUAACAGGACAUCAGGAGGAUGUUUGUCGUUUUGUUGAAGCUGAAGAUAUGAUAUUUAGUGGAGGAAGAGAUGGUGCUAUUUGCGGCUGGUGUUCUGACUCAGGGGAAUUUAUACUUUCCCAACGUGAUAGUCACACGUCCGAUAUCAAUUCCGUGACAUAUGUGAAGGACGUUCUGGUGUCGGGGUCGAGAGACAAAACCAUAAAGUUCUGGCGAUGGCAGUGGUCAGAUCGACGCUGCGAGCUCCUGAGGACGAUCGACGUGCAGGAUCGAGUGUGGAGCACGUCUGCCAGUCCGCACGGUGGUCUCUGUGCUAUUGGAUCGUCUGGUUAUCACCAGAUACCUCCUCUGCAUAUUUACGAUAUAGAACACGGACUUGAAAUAAUGAAAUUUAACGAGGCCUACGUAUCCGGAGCAGGCAUAUUGGAUACUCUCUGGGAAUCCCCGCACCACCUCUUUUCAACAGGUUAUGAUGGAUACAUACGACUGUGGGAUACACGAACUGGCUGGUGUGUGAACACCUGGGAAGACCCAUACGACUCGCCGAUUUAUUGUCUAGCUUCUGACAACGUCCAUACUAUAUUGUGUGGAACUUCUCAUCAUGGGCGCGUUCAGCUUUGGGAUAAGCGUCAGCAGCAUAGUUUACAGCAAAGAAAUAAAACAUUGAUUCAU